Osmerus eperlanus (European smelt) is the source of this 2363-nucleotide messenger RNA. RefSeq names its product EGF-like-domain, multiple 7 (gene egfl7). Gene Ontology annotation, biological process: anatomical structure development. The record is from RefSeq and is a predicted model, not a curated record. The transcript has 4 exons. The coding region runs from base 451 to 1239 and encodes 262 amino acids. Gene Ontology annotation, cellular component: cell surface; extracellular region. NCBI's taxonomy places the organism in Eukaryota, Metazoa, Chordata, Actinopteri, Osmeriformes, Osmeridae. Gene Ontology annotation, molecular function: calcium ion binding; signaling receptor binding.
AAUUCCUGCGUUCCACAGGAAGUUUAGCAUAAAAAGCAACUGAAAAACGCCCAAAGGCAUUUCAUUGCUCGCCAGUCGGUUUUCGUGGAGCACAGAGAUUUAACCGUAGAGAUUUUAUUUCAAUAAAAAGCGUGGGAUGACUUUAAAAGUAAUAGUUAGCAUGGAAGGGUCCUCUAGACAGUUAAUGAAGAGGUCGCGGCUUGAUCCCAUGGCCUCCAUUCAGCACGCGCUCGGAGACGCACUGCAUGACAUCAAAUUUAAGGGGUAGCUGGAGUCAUCCUGGUGCAGGUCUGUACAAACACCCGCUACCCAGUGUGAAGAAGGACUCACAGCCACAGCCUUCAUCCCCUCGUCCUCGUCCUCCCUUCCUCCCUCACCAGACCAAGAAAGAGAGCAGUUGAGAGAGAGAGAGAGAGAGAGAGAGAGAGGGAACGUGGGAAAGAAGGAGACAUGUACCAAACGCUCCUCCUCUCCUCCUCUCUCUUCAUCCUUCAUGUGGCAGGCACUCCCCAGUUCCUCGGUCACCACGGGAGGAGGGUGUGCGGCAGAGAUGUCCGUCACAGCAGCGUCGUCACGGCGACGGAAUCCUACAUCCAGCCCGUCCACAAGCCUUACAUCACCCUGUGUCAGGGUCACAGACUGUGCAGUACCUACAACCUGUGGACCAGACGUGGGGCUGUCUCCUGUCGUACCAACCUGCCCACCAGCCUGUGGACCAGACGUGGGGCUGUCUCCUGUCGUACCAACCUGCCCACCAGCCUGUGGACCAGAGGUGGGGCUGUCUCCUGUCGUACCAACCUGCCCACCAGCCUGUGGACCAGACUUUGGGCUGUCUCCUGUCGUACCAACCUGCCCACCAGCCUGUGGACCAGACGUGGGGCUGUCUCCUGUCGUACCAACCUGCCCACCAGCCUGUGGACCAGACGUGGGGCUGUCUCCUGUCGUACCAACCUGCCCACCAGCCUGUGGACCAGACGUGGGGCUGUCUCCUGUCGUACCAACCUGCCCACCAGCCUGUGGACCAGACGUGGGGCUGUCUCCUGUCGUACCAACCUGCCCACCAGCCUGUGGACCAGACGUGGGGCUGUCUCCUGUUGUACCAACCUGCCCGCCAGCCUGUGGACCAGACGUGGGGCUGUCUCCUGUCGGACCAACCUGCCCACCAGCCUGUGGACCAGACGUGGGGCUGUCUCCUGUCGUACCAACCUGGUUCAUUUAGAGAGAUCAGUUACCUCCUAAAUACCUUUCAAGUUUUCAAAAGAAGUUGAGGUGCAUUUGCUAUGCCUCUCAGUUGGCUGUUACAGGACUGAUCCCUCGAUUUCAUUGCAGUGGGUAAAGCGAAUCAAGUGUACCCCAAAGUACUGGCAGAAUAGCAGACCCAAGUUUGCAAGGCCAUAGGCCAAAGCGCAGUCUGCGAGACAGACACGAGACUGGUGUUAUGAUGGACCAAUCACAAGAAGUUUGUUUGUGAGAUAGACUAGACUACACUCUCACACAAAUACACACGCAUAAUUGGGUCGUGGCGGUACAGUUUUGGGUGGAAUCUAAAUAUCGGUACUUUGUGUAACUACGGGAAAUGAACUUCCAGCCCGCAGAGACCGCAACCCUGUUUGUCUUGGACAAGCUCUGCCUCCAUGCUGAGGCCUUCUCUCUCUCCCUCCUUCUGUGUCUCUCUUUCUGUUACUCUCUCAUAAUCUCUCGUUUUUCCACUCUGUAUCUCGCUUGCUUUUUUUUCGGUCUGUUCCUCCUUUUUCUUCCUUCCUCCCUCUCUCUUUUUUCACUCUGUUUCUCUCGGACUCUCCUCUGCCUCUUUUCCUUCCAGAUUUUCCCUCUUUCCCUCCCUUUCUCUUGCUGUGCUAUGCAAUCAGGCACCACGGCCAGUCGUGCAUUAUAAUCAUAGGAUUUCCUGUGUGGCACUGUUUGUAUUGAUUCAGUUAUUUCUCUCAUCCGUUCGUCUGUUCAUCGUUGUUUUUCUCCUCGUGCCUCACAAUGCCCCACAUUAUCCCGACUGUCUCUUCUUUCCUUACUUUCUCUCUUUCCCUGUCUUGCUCCGUUUCUAGUUCUCUGUCUCUUCCUUUCUGCCUGUUUCCUGAGGACUACCAGGUAACGUCAGACUCAAGAUCUGGCAUGGUCGCAUCAUCCCCUCGUCGCUUCGUCCAUCCCUCCUCUCUUCCCUUCCUCUGCGCCGUCACCCACGCUUGGCUCUCAGUGGGCCAUGGCUCAGUGAGACAUUGCAUUCUCUCAUCAGCAUGUUUGUCUGCUUGCGUGGACAAAACCUCAACUGCUCAACACACACACACACACACACACACACACUGUGACACUGGCAUCAACUACCAACGUUAACAAUCCUUUUUUGUGUU